ACGAAAAAAGGUGGACGAUAGAUCCUAUAGAGCGAUUUGACAAACUUUUUGAGCUCCAUUUCUGGUCUGGAAUCUUUGGAUUCGAAGAGGAAAAAAGUAGAAAAAUGCCAAGAACCACUACUUUAAUCUUGUUUCUUCUAGGUCUAUCUUCAACUUUUGCUGUCUGCUUCUCAACCAACAUUCUUUCUCUCGGCAAGAGAAAAUCUGAUCGACUCCUCUCCUCGGCCGUGUUUCCCCUCAAAGGAAACGUGUAUCCUCUUGGGUAUUACUCUGUCUCUAUCAACAUUGGCAAAGGAACUGAGGCUUUCGAAUUUGAUAUUGACUCUGGAAGUGACCUCACCUGGGUUCAAUGUGAUGCCCCUUGUACAGGUUGCACAAAGCCUCGGGAGCAGUUAUAUAAACCCGACAAUAAUGCUUUGAAUUGUUUUGAACCACUGUGUGCAUCGCUCCGCCCCACAACCAACCACCAAUGUGAGUCCGCAGAUGAACAGUGUGAGUACGAAAUCGAGUAUGCUGACUAUGGAUCGUCGCUGGGUGUGUUGGUCAAUGACCAGGUCCCCUUGAAACUCACCAAUGGUUCUCUUGCUGCUCCUCGUAUAACAUUUGGAUGUGGAUAUGAUCAUAAAUAUUCUCUUCCACACUCACCUCCUCCUACAUCUGGAGUUCUUGGCCUUGGCAAUGGCGAAGUUAGCAUUAUCUCGCAACUUAGUAAAAUGGGCGUAGUGCGAAACGUCCUAGGUCAUUGUCUAAGUGAACAGGGUGGAUUUAUAUUUUUUGGAGAUGAACUCAUUCCUUCUUCAGGAGUAGCAUGGACAAGUAUGUCCUAUGAAUCCAUAGGAAAUUACUACUCUUCCGGACCUGCAGAAGUCUAUUUUGGUGGAAAAGCUGUGGGUAUCGAGGAUCUUACGGUAGUUUUUGACAGUGGGAGCUCUUACACGUACUUCAGCUCUCAAGUUUAUGACCGCAUUCUUGCUAUGGUGAGGGAGGAUUUGAGAGGAAAGCCACUGAAAGAUGCACCGGAGGACGAAUCUCUUCCGAUAUGCUGGAGAGGCACGCACCCUUUCGAGUCGUUGCUUGAUGUAAAGAACUACUUCAAGCCCUUGGCAUUGAGCUUUACAAAUUCUAAGAAUUCUCAAAUUCUACUGCCUCCAGAAACUUAUCUCAUCAUAACUAAAUAUGGGAAUGUUUGCUUUGGGAUUCUGAAUGGCACUGAAGUAGGACUAGGGGAUCUCAACGUUAUUGGUGACAUCUCUCUGCAAGAUAAAAUGGUGAUCUAUGACAACGAGAAGCAACAGAUCGGAUGGGUUUCUACCAAAUGCAGUAAAUUUAGAAAGGAAGAUCAGGGCUUUGAGCAAGGACUUUGUCAAUCGGAAGAAGGCCCUUUUAGUAUCCUUACAGGGCAUUAUCGUGAGUACGCCUCCAAGAUCUUCAGGAGAGCUUAAAAUAGUUAGAAUGUCAGAAACUCAAACUCGAAAACUUGUAUAUUCCGUUGUUAGUUUACAAGUAUACGUGGUCGUUUUCUCCCCUUUACAAUGUGAUAGGUUGAUGAAGUCAAUAGGCUAGUUAUAAUAGAAUACACGAGGCUAGUUAUAGAAUACAAAUGAGAUCAUGAAAGAAAGUCUUGUACAAAUGUUCUCAAUUGCACACUAAAAAAUUGAGACUGGUAUUAUGAUGCCAUUUGUACGUUGUUAUUUAUCCAUGUUUUUAUUAAUUGAAAAGUUUGACAUCA
Messenger RNA from Momordica charantia (bitter melon), 1729 nucleotides. RefSeq names its product aspartic proteinase Asp1. NCBI's taxonomy places the organism in Eukaryota, Viridiplantae, Streptophyta, Magnoliopsida, Cucurbitales, Cucurbitaceae. Gene Ontology annotation, molecular function: aspartic-type endopeptidase activity. The record is from RefSeq and is a predicted model, not a curated record. Gene Ontology annotation, biological process: proteolysis.